Pantherophis guttatus is the source of this 523-nucleotide messenger RNA. RefSeq names its product guanine nucleotide-binding protein G(I)/G(S)/G(O) subunit gamma-11. Lineage: Eukaryota; Metazoa; Chordata; Lepidosauria; Squamata; Colubridae. Gene Ontology annotation, biological process: G protein-coupled receptor signaling pathway. The record is from RefSeq and is a predicted model, not a curated record. Gene Ontology annotation, molecular function: G-protein beta-subunit binding. Gene Ontology annotation, cellular component: heterotrimeric G-protein complex.
UCUAAUAGCUUUCUUCUCUUCACUCUGCCACUCCUCACAACUCAUUUCAUAUUCCCUUCAUGGAUGGAAGACAUUUUACACGCAAACGUCUUUGCAUAGUGUGAACAGCAAUGCCAGCAAUCAACAUAGAUGACCUAAGUGAGAAGGAUAAAUUGAAAAUGGAAGUAGAACAACUCCGAAAAGAAGUCAAAUUGGAAAGGCAACCUGUGUCUAAGUGUUCUGAAGAAAUUAAAAAUUAUAUUGAAGAAAGAUUGGGAGAAGACCCUCUAGUGAAAGGCAUUCCUGAAGAGAAGAAUCCUUUUAAAGAGAAAGGAGGAUGUGUAAUUGCAUAGAAGAAUGCAGAUAAUUUUGAAACUGGGGAAAAUAACCUACCAUAGUAUAGCUAGUUAAUUUAAAGCUCAGGUAUCUUAUUGUACAAAUUAAGAGUUUUUUUUUUUUUAAAAAAUAAGAAAACAAAUGAUUGUUUUGUUAUUUCCUGAAAACAGUUUUUGCUUACCAUAUUAUUAAAUUUCUUUUAAGAGGC